Lasiosphaeria miniovina is the source of this 2469-nucleotide messenger RNA. Its product is annotated as pectate lyase superfamily protein-domain-containing protein. Gene Ontology annotation, molecular function: polygalacturonase activity. NCBI's taxonomy places the organism in Eukaryota, Fungi, Ascomycota, Sordariomycetes, Sordariales, Lasiosphaeriaceae. The transcript has 4 exons. Bases 1 to 2469 code for a protein of 822 amino acids. The record is from RefSeq and is a predicted model, not a curated record.
AUGGGCUUCUUGGUCGCCUUUGUUCUUGCCGUGGCCUCGGUCGCCCAGGCGACCUUUUGGAUGGCCGACAUCCAGCACCGCGGCCGCGCCUCGUUCAACCCAGACAAGAGCUACGCCGUCUUUAGGAACGUCCAGGACUUUGGCGCCAGAGGUGAUGGAGUCGCCGACGACACCGCGGCCGUCAACGCAGCCAUCAGCUCAGGCAGUCGCUGCGGUGGCGGCUAUUCGUGCGUCGGAUCUACCUUGACGCCUGCCGUUGUUUACUUCCCGCCCGGCACGUAUCUCAUCAGCAACCCCAUAGUCGACUAUUAUUACACCCAGAUCAUCGGCGACCCUAACGACAUGCCCGUCCUCAAAGGAACCUCGAGCUUUCCGUCUACUGCAAAUGGGCUCCUGGAUGCCGACCCCUAUCUGGACAACGGCUUCCUCAACUUCAAGAGCACAGAUGUCUUCUUCAGGCAAGUCCGCAAUCUGGUCUUUGACACGACCGACAUCCCCGGCACGGUAAAUGCUAUCCACUGGCCGUCGGCCCAGGCAACAUCGAUCCAGAACUGCGUGUUCAGGCUCUCGACCCGGCCGGGGAACAACCACACGGGCAUAUUCAUGGAAGAGGGCAGCGGCGGGCUGAUGAACGAUCUCGUCUUCUACGGCGGCGAGUACGGCGCCCGCUUCGGCAACCAGCAGUACACGAUGCGGAACCUGACCUUUUACGGGUCGAGGACGGCAAUCCUGCAGAUCUGGAACUGGGGCUGGACCUACAAAUCGCUCAACUUCAUCAACUGCGACGUCGGCAUCAACAUGUCGACCACCGAUGUCGGGUCUAUUACCCUGCUCGACAGCAAGUUCAUCAACGUCUCAAAGGCGCUGGUCACUGGACGCAACCCCGGCAACACCACCGGCAGGGGCUCGCUGAUGGUCGAAAAUGUGGAAUACACAUUUGUUCCCACCGUCCUUGAAGGGCCGGGCGAGCAGGUCCUCCUUCUUGGAGAUCCAUCCGGCACCGUCUACGACUUGGGCUAUGCUAGGGGCAAUCUUUACGCACCGCAAGGUCCGGAACUCUUCGAGGGCCGCAACCCCAGCUACUUCUACCAGCCGCCAUCCCUCAAGGUCGGAAACAAGUAUUAUGAAAGGUCCAAGCCCCAGUACGAAUCGCACCCGGCGUCAGCUUUUCUGUCGGCACGGGGCUUCGGUGCGGCUGGAGACGGGGUGACGGACGAUACUGCGGCCCUAAACAGCCUCUUCCUGGCCGUGUCAACUAACAACUCAGCCAUUGCGUUUCUUGAUGCCGGAUUCUACAAAGUGAGCGACACUGUCUACGUACCCGCAAACACCCGCAUCGUCGGCGAGGCUCUAGCGGCCGUGAUAAUGGGAACUGGGGCGAAGUACUCGGACUCGAACAGCCCAUACCCUGUGGUGAAGAUCGGCAUGCCCGGCGAGAUAGGAUGGGUGGAAAUGAGCGACAUCAUCGUGUCGACGCAGGGAGCAGCCGCAGGGGCCGUGUUGGUCGAAUAUAACCUCAACACGCCAGCUGCAGGAGCGAAUGAAUGCAGCGCCGGCGGCCGGCCCUCGGGUCUCUGGGACGUGCACGUCCGCGUCGGAGGCUUCGCGGGCUCGGGGCUGCAGCUGGCCGACUGUCCUACGACGCCCGAAAAGACCAACUUUGUCGACCUCGACUGCGUCGCCGCGUACAUGAGCGUCCACAUCACCAAGACGGCGGCGAAUCUCUACGUCGAGAACAGCUGGCUGUGGGUGGCCGACCACGACCUCGAGGAUUAUAAUAGCACACAGAUUAGCGUGUUUGCCGGUCGCGGCCUGCUGGUCGAGGGCAGCCGCGUCUGGCUGGUCGCCACCGCCGUCGAGCACCACGCCCUUUAUCAGUACCAACUGGUCAACGCGUCCGACGUCUGGAUGGGCCAGAUCCAGACCGAGACCCCCUACUACCAGCCCAACCCCCCCGCGCCCAACCCCUUCUACCAGCGCAACACGGACCUCUGGGACCCCGACUUUGACGUCGACUGCCGCGGGUACACGGAGUACGACGGCUCUGACAUUGCGGCCGCCGCAGCCGCCGCCGCACCCACUGGCCCGCCGCCGCCGUGCGCCAUGGCCUGGGGCCUGCGCGUGCUGGGGUCGCGCAACGUGGUCGUGUUCGGCGCCGGCCUGUACAGCUUCUUCCACAACUACAACACGACGUGCAGCACCACCGCCUCGGGCGAGAGCUGCCAGGCGCGCAUUUUUUCUGUGGGCCCGUUCCCCGUCGAGGUCACCGUGUCCGAGACGGGGUCUGAGAGUGGCGACAAUGCGACGGCCACGGCGGUCGUCGUCGAGCGCGACUCGGCCGCCGUCGGCGUCUACAACCUCAACACGGUCGGCAGCGUCAGCAUGGUCACGCGCGAGGGCGCCGACUUGGCGUUUUGGCACGAGAACUUUGCCACGUUUGCGAGCACUCUGGCUGUGUUUCGGUUUUGA